CCCCAAAUAAAAAUGAAGGCGGAGAGCUUGAACUUUCAAGGUGAUCAUCUAAAUAAUACAAAUACCUGAAUAAAUCCUUUUUCAUAUAUUCUAUCCCUCUUCACUUUCUUCUCGGUCUUUCUCGUUUUAGUUCAUCCUUUUUGCCUCGCACCAUACACUCAUCGACAUCAGGAGUCUGCCUAUCUUUAGUCAUGGCGCUCAAUGAAGCUGGAGAUACAGCACACGACGUGGAUCCAAACAACAGCGCAAACGCUGAACUCGAUCAGAUAAGCACAGUUAAGGCGCUUUUGCUUAGUCACGAGGAAUUGCCAUCUCAGGAGCAGUUUGAGAAUCAAGAGAAGCUAUUUGGCGCCUUUAGCCAGCUUAUUCUCGGUCCUUCCUGCAAGGUGCGAACAUUUGGAAACAAUGGAACGCUAUAUGGCUAUCAGUCUUUCUCAGAGGAGAGACAUCUACUACUGGUGAGAGUCGGAUCUCAUGGGUUUGGGACAUGGAAACCCACCGACCCGAUGUCUUGCGUGUGCUUUGGCUCCAUAAGCAAGUCGUCAUUCUUCAGCCUAGCAGAGCAUAGACUUGAGUCAGUCGAAGGAGACGAGAAGAUCAUCAUUCUAAAGAAAUCUGCCGACCCAGAGAACGAAAUAAAUGAAAUGUUCCAUGUCAGCUGGCGAGGCUUUCGCAUAGGGCUUCAUUUUUGUUUUCUGGCCCCAUAUGGAAUGAGCAGAUGGAAUGAGCUUUUAUACAAUACUGCUGAUGAACCGACGUUAUCGAGUGACACAAUGAGGGCUUUAAAUGCCUGCAAGGACAUACGGUACAUCCACGACUCGGUCCCAAACCUGGAGAAAUUCAAGAUUGUAUAUCAUCUACUCCACUUGUGGGCACGUUAUCGUGGCAUAUACUCUGAGCAACUCGGUUACCUCAGCCGCGAACAGAUUUUGCUUCUCCUGAACCAUCUUUGGAAGACGCGCCAUUGCGAAGAAGAGCCGUUAUCCUCAAUACUCAACACGUUCUUUGCCCACUACAGUCAACUAGAUUGGGACAAAGAGAUCAUCGUCGACCCGGAACAUGGCACCAAGGACAUCAAUCCUCACGGCCGUCAUCGUACUCCUGUUUUCAUAUGCAAUCUCUUUCCACCCUGGAGGAAUGCUGCGUCACUAAUUUCAAAGAACUCUCUCGAACUGAUUCUGAGAGAGUUCACUCGCGCUGCAAAUCUGACCGGAGAUUCAGAGGUAGACUGGCAAGGCCUUCUAGGACUACACGGACUGCAUGAACAGAAAGACACGUUUUCUUUCACCGGAGCACAAUUCGUCCAGCGGUUCAGUGUCUUUGUUCGCUUCGAAAUGCGAUACUGGGGUUCUAAUGUGGCCAGCAGGGUUCAUUUUCUGAACUUGAUGGGAACUCAUUUUGCCUCUUUGUUCAGAAAACUCACCGAAUCAAACUUCAGGUACUCAUUGGCACGUUCUGGAAGCCUGGCAUUUGCAUGGCCUUACCGUCUACGUGAUCGCCCGAAAAGUGCAGAGGCGGAGGAGUUCUUCUACCUCAUGGGCAUCGAAUACAACGGCGCUCCUGAAGACCUAAACCCUUCCAAGAACAGCAUAAGGAGUGAAUGUGAUACGCUAGUCGAAUCCUUGUGUCGAGAUGGCAUAUUCGAUCCUACAACAGGAUGGGUCAGCAUCUCCGUUGUCGGAAGAGAGGAAAUCGCGGAAGUGUUUUCUGAUGGAGAGGGGGUCCCUGGAGAAUUAGAAAAAUACUUCAUACCUGACAGUAUCGGAAACUCUGGUCCUUUGGAGAAUAUAAAGACAGAAACGGGCCAUGAAGUUGUGAAGGAAGUGAAAAACGACGCUCCCAGGAAGCUUCGUCCCGCAGCAGAUGUCCUUAACCGACUCACUUGGGACCAUGAGUUUGACCGUAAGGACUAUAUCGUUGGAUAUGAAGAUCGAUUCUCUGGAGCACUCGAGAUACCACUUGACUCCUGGAAAGGCGACCCUACCGACGAAGAGUUUAUUCCUCAACACAGGAUAUUAUAUUUCAAACGCAAGAGCACAAAUGAUAUCGUUUGGGACAGAAGGAAAAAGAUCGACAAAAUCUUUGGGACAGCAAAUUAGAGCGAAAGCCAGUAAGUGGUCUCAAGAUCGGAUGCAAUUAUGCCUUUGCAGAUGUUGCAUGAUUAGCACUUGAACUUUCUAUUACAAAGCACCAGGAACAUUGUGAUACCCAAUCAUUUCAGUUAGGAGUAGUAGCCGAAUGUUAUCAUUGUGUACAUACUAGGAUUUGUCACUACUAGACACGGCGGAAUAGUGCCUGUUAGAUGAUGUGAACCGGCUGUUCUAGAAAAUAGCGUCCUAACCACAGCUUGUAAGAAAAAUAUGGAAUAAUCCAGAAGUCAGAU
Paecilomyces variotii is the source of this 2383-nucleotide messenger RNA. RefSeq lists its product as hypothetical. Lineage: Eukaryota; Fungi; Ascomycota; Eurotiomycetes; Eurotiales; Thermoascaceae. The record is from RefSeq and is a predicted model, not a curated record. The coding region runs from base 192 to 2099 and encodes 635 amino acids. Gene Ontology annotation, molecular function: poly(A) RNA polymerase activity. The transcript has 3 exons. Gene Ontology annotation, cellular component: nucleus.